AUGGAAGAUGGGCCCCCCGCUAUGGAACUGGCCCCGACGCCUCCCGUCUGCCACCUGAAUGGCCACUGGCACUACCAGUUCCGGAUCAUCCUGCUGGGGGAUUCCACCGUCGGCAAAACCUCCCUUCUGAGACGCUACACGGAGAGAUGUUUCAUCCCGGCCCUCUAUCCCACGGUGGGCGUGGAGUUCUACAGCAAGAUGAUGGAGCUGCCUCCAGGCGUGAAGGUGAAGCUGCAGCUGUGGGACACGGCUGGCCAAGAGAGGUUCAGGUGCAUCCCCAGGUCUUUCUACCGAAACGCAGUAGGUGUGCUUUUGGUCUUUGAUAUGACCAGUCGGAGGUCCUUUGAGAACAUCUUCGAGUGGUACAAUGAAGUCACCAAUGCCCAAAUGAUGGAGAAAGUAAUCUUCCUCCUGAUUGGCCACAAGAGUGACCUGCAGUCAAACAACAGGGUCUCCUUUGAGGAAGCAGAAGGCUUGGCCAUUUCUCUGGGCACUCACUUCAUUGAAACAUCUGCUAAGGACAACGUCAACGUGGAUUUGGCUUUUGAAACCAUAACCAAGAUUAUCUAUGAGGCUCUGCUCAACAAGGAGAUUGAUUUGCAUGAAGGAUGGGAUGGAGUUAAAGUCAUUCAUAAGCAGACAAAGAGCAAACCUCAGAAGAGGCAGAAGCCAUCGGAAGGGAAAUGCCAAUGUUAA
Messenger RNA from Hemicordylus capensis (graceful crag lizard), 696 nucleotides. Its product is annotated as ras-related protein Rab-42-like. The coding region runs from base 1 to 696 and encodes 231 amino acids. The record is from RefSeq and is a predicted model, not a curated record. Gene Ontology annotation, biological process: regulation of exocytosis; protein secretion. The transcript has 2 exons. Gene Ontology annotation, molecular function: GTPase activity; GTP binding. NCBI's taxonomy places the organism in Eukaryota, Metazoa, Chordata, Lepidosauria, Squamata, Cordylidae.